AUGAGGCCUUUGUCGGGUAAGGAGGGAGGAACGCUCAAACAUAUGGAAGCACUUGGAGUCCGCAUUACACCAGGAAUUAUUCACUUUUCUGAUGUUCGCACAUCAAUCACUCAAGUGAUGACUGUCCAAAUUCACAACAUCUCACUGAAUACAAAGCAAAUACGAGUUUAUCCUCCUAAGUCUGACGACCUGAAACUUAUAAAUGAAUCCUUUGAAAGGCCGAUUGCUGCCGGGAUGAAAAGUUCCGUGUGGGUAAAGCUGCAUUUGAAGCACGAUGGUGCUGACUUUGAAGACCGUCUGGUUAUCACCGUAGAUGGAGAAACGCAGAUGUUGCCGAUUUUG
Messenger RNA from Opisthorchis viverrini, 342 nucleotides. RefSeq lists its product as hypothetical. Lineage: Eukaryota; Metazoa; Platyhelminthes; Trematoda; Opisthorchiida; Opisthorchiidae. The annotation marks the transcript as partial. The record is from RefSeq and is a predicted model, not a curated record. The transcript has 2 exons.